CAUGACGGAUAUAUGUGUACGAACAAAGGAUCAAACAAUGGAAGCACCUUUCUUUGGAAACCUCACUUCGAACUCUUCUAUGGUUGAUCCCUUAAAUAACUACGGCAUCCCAGAGGGGUUUCAAUUCGUCCUUUUAGGACUGUACGCAAUCACAUGUCUGAUCGUAUUAUUUGGAAAUGGUAUCAUUUGUUACACGACUUAUAGAAUACGUAGUUUUCGCACAGUUACCAAUUUUUUCAUCGUCAGUCUUGCUAUUACAGAUAUUGUAAUGACUAUAGUUUGUGUUCCAUUCUCCAUCCUCAGCAAUCUGUUUUUUCAUUACUGGCCUUUUUGGGGAUUCCUGUGCCCCAUUGUUGGGUUCGUACAAAUGUCCAGCGUGUUAGUAAGGUCGUUUAUGCUUGUCGCUAUGACAUGUGACAUGUACCACGCGGCCACCAAGCCUCUAAAGCCCCGCCUCACAAAGUCUAAAGCCAAACUCCUUUUUGUGUUGAUGUGUGCCUUAUCAUGUUUGAUAUCACUCCCAACAUCAAUAUAUUCAACAAUUGAGUACCUGCCGUUUGAGCCCGGAUCGCAAGGUCUAUGUUUGGAAAAGUGGCCAGAUGACUAUGUUCGAGGCAUAUACGGAAUCUGUAUCAUGUUGCUCCAAUACUUCAUCCCGCUAAUCAUCAUGGUGUUUACGUACAUCCACAUCGGGGUCAUUAUCUGGAUCAAACGUACUCCGGGAGAAGCUUACAAUCAAAGGGACGAACGACUUGCUACGUCUAAAAGGAAGACAAUCAAAAUGAUCAUCGUUGUCGUGAUUGCAUACCUGUUGUCAUGGCUACCACUACACGUGAUUACAAUCGUCGGAGACCUGGACCAAUCUGUUUUUAACUCACAGUAUGUGCACAUGAUGUGGCUUAUUUCCCACUGGCUAGCGUUCAGCAAUUCAGGAGUUAAUCCAGUAAUUUAUUACUGGAUGAAUUCUAAAUUUCGACAAAAUGCGCUAUUCUGUCUUCACGUGGCAUUCUGCUGUCCAGUAAAACAUAAAAAGCGUACGGUUAGCUUGGACAUGUCAUACAUGAAAUCUAUCCGGCAUGAAACCGGCGUAACUGUAUCUUCGUACAACUGCUCUACGCCCUCCCCAUGUGAAGUAAAGGACAGAAGAUUCUUCUGUGACAGUGGAUUAAGGGACGACUGUAUCAAAUGUGACCGAGUUUAGUACUGUUGUUUUACAUGUCCGAGAAUACAAUGAAUACGGUAUAAUAGUUAAUAUACAUGACUAAGUAUGUUACCAAAUAUGUAUAUAUGUAAAAUGGAUGCGAUCCUUUAGAAUAGCUCCAAAAGGAGAACUGUGCUCUGCGUAUAAUGCUUCAUACAGGUUUAAAUAAUAUCAAUAAUUCAGUAGAACCAAUUAAUGUUCAGAUGAUAGAUGAUCCAAGCAUGUCAGAAAAUAUACCGACUACAUGUAUAUAACGGAAGCCUUGGCUUUAAGAUCCAUCUUUCCUUUGUCAUUUUAAAUAUGAAUAAGUUAAUGCAUAUUGUUACGUUUACAUACAAAGGGAAGACAAGUUGAUGGACAAAAACGGCUAACGUUUAUGAACAUGCUAAUAAAGAUGGAUCAAACUUUCCUGCAUAUGUCAUUGAAAGCAAUUAACAUGGAUCUAUGUAUAAGGUGGCGUAUUAGACAACAUAUAAGAUUUAUUGAUCUUGUACAUGUAUGUACAUUUUGAAUAUUUUACCAAACACAUUAUAGUAAUAUCAUACACUAACAAAUAUUAAUAUGAUAUACUAACAAACAUCAAAAUAGAACACUAACAAAUAUAAUUAUCAUACGCUAACAAACAUUACAAUAAUACACCAACAAACAUCAAUAUCGUAUACUAACAAAUAUCAAUACCAUACACUAACAAAUAUCAAUAUAAUACACUAAUAAACAUCAAAAUAGAACACUAAUAAACAUCAAUAUAGAACACUAACAAACAUUAAAAUAAUACACUUACGAACAUUAAUAUUAUACACUUAAGAACAUCUAUUAAAGGGACUUAAUGGCUAGAUUUCAACUUAAAUAAUAUAUAAAAAAGGGUAUACGAUUUAAAAUGAUGUUAAAAGUUAUGCACUUUAUGUUAAUUAUACAUUUCAAAAGUGUCCAUAACAAUUUGUUUAAAUUCAAAGAAAAAAAAAAAAAAAUGUGAUCAACCUAGUAGCUAUUUCAUGUUAUUAUUUUUCGAUGUGUGUAAACAAAUACCUAUGCGUACUUAUGCGCAUGCGCGAUGCGGGAAAUUGUAAACAUAACAAAGAUGGCGAACACCGAUGUAAACAGUAAAUAUUGUUCAGCGAUAAUUCGAAGUUGAUAAACAUUGCCAAUAUUUCACAAAAAAAAUGUCAUAAUUUUGUAAACAAUCUAAUUUCAAGUAUCACAACGCUUUCCGGAAAUCAAAUGCAUGUAGAAAUUAAUGAAUCUAACCAUUUAGUCCCUUUAAGGACAGAAACAAAUAUCAAUAUAAUACACUAACAAAUAUCAGUAUAUUACACUAACAAACAUCAAUAUAAUACACUAACGAACAUUAAAAUAAUAUACUUACAAACAUCCAUAAAGUACAGUAACAAACAUCAAUGAAAUAAAUUACAAACCUUAA
This is a messenger RNA of Pecten maximus, 2618 nucleotides long. Its product is annotated as RYamide receptor-like. Gene Ontology annotation, biological process: G protein-coupled receptor signaling pathway. The transcript is spliced from 2 exons. Bases 2 to 1201 code for a protein of 399 amino acids. The record is from RefSeq and is a predicted model, not a curated record. Lineage: Eukaryota; Metazoa; Mollusca; Bivalvia; Pectinida; Pectinidae. Gene Ontology annotation, molecular function: G protein-coupled receptor activity. Gene Ontology annotation, cellular component: membrane.